GACAGACAGUCAUCAGCAUCUAUGUGCAGUCUAGACUCAGGCUGUGAGUUGGUGAAGCCAGUUAAAGGCGAGAGUGCUCUACAGAGGGUGCUGGCCAUCACUGGGAAUGAGUUCUGCUGUGACUGUAGCCAGAGUGAUCCUCGCUGGGCUAGCAUCAACCUUGGCAUCACACUCUGUAUUGAGUGCUCAGGCAUUCACAGGAGUUUAGGAGUUCACAAUUCAAAGGUGCGAUCCCUCACACUUGAUUCAUGGGAGCCAGAGUUGCUUAAGUUGAUGUGCAAGCUGGGAAAUUGUGUCAUUAAUCAGAUCUAUGAAGCUCGUAGAGAAGAGCUGGGUGGAAAGAAACCUCAGCCUGGAGACCCCAGGUAUUCCUAG
Molecule: messenger RNA, 375 nt
Organism: Pimephales promelas (fathead minnow)
Lineage: Eukaryota; Metazoa; Chordata; Actinopteri; Cypriniformes; Leuciscidae
Source: RefSeq, a predicted model, not a curated record